Messenger RNA from Plenodomus lingam JN3, 753 nucleotides. RefSeq lists its product as uncharacterized. The record is from RefSeq and is a predicted model, not a curated record. Lineage: Eukaryota; Fungi; Ascomycota; Dothideomycetes; Pleosporales; Leptosphaeriaceae. Gene Ontology annotation, molecular function: phosphatase activity. Gene Ontology annotation, cellular component: cytoplasm.
AUGUCUCCCAAGAUCCAUCUUAUCCGCCAUGCGCAGGGAGAACACAACUCGACACGCAACUACGCCAUACGUGAUGCGGUAUUGACUCCAAAAGGCAAAGAGCAGUGUCGCACCCUCAGAUCUGCGUUUGAAUACCAUAACGAAGUAGAUAUUGUAUUCGCAUCCCCUCUGCGCCGUACCAUCCAGACUGCGGCACUGAGUCUGGGUCCAGCACUAUCACGAAAGGAGGUUCCAUUCAUCCUCAUGCCUGUACUACAGGAGGUUAGCAAUAUUGGAUGUGAUGUCGGUAUUGCAGACACCGCAGAAGAUGUCAAACAGUUCUUGCCUGAGCUGUUUGCGGAGGGUGAAGUCGAGUUCGAUAUCGAAAAAGUGGACGCCUCCGCGGUGACAAAGGGUUGGAAUAGCAAGCGUGGCUACUGGGCCUAUGAGAAGCAGGCUAUUAUGAAGCGUGCAACAGACUUCCGCAACUUCCUUUUCCAGCGUCCCGAGAAGCAGAUUGUUCUUGUCACUCACGGGGCUUUCGCCCACUUUUUGACUGAAGAUUGGGAUGUGGAGGAUCCAAUGACUGGAACAGCGUACAAGAACUGCGAACAUCGAGAGUUUGUAUUCACAGAUAGCUCGACUGCCGAAGAUGCCCAUGUAAUCGAGAUAUUGGAAAGUAGAACGAGGAGAGGUGUAAAAGGAGCAGAAGAUGAUCCGCAUGUUUUGCAGGAGCUGGAGACCAUUGUCCACAAAGACAAACAACAAAUAUAA